This is a messenger RNA of Chironomus riparius, 875 nucleotides long. Lineage: Eukaryota; Metazoa; Arthropoda; Insecta; Diptera; Chironomidae. The record is from the annotation of a GenBank genome assembly.
GUAAAUUUCAGAAGUUCUUUUUUUCCAGUCCACAAGUUGAUUAAAUUAAAUCCAUCAAAAUCGCAUCAUUAUGGCUGAAAAGUCAAUAGAAUGUCAAAAUACUUUGGUACGAUACAAUAAUCCAACGUUGGUGAUCAAGCAUGAUGAUAGGAAAGGUGAUGAAGUUCCAAAAAGUCCACGACCAGUCUCUGGAAGUAUUGGUGAUUCCAGAAAAGAGACUGAGGAGAUUCUUAACUCAAUAUUACCACCUAGGGUCUGGGAAGAGGAUGGUCAGUUGUGGUGUCAAACAGUUUCAAGCACCCCAGCAACACGUCAGGAUGUCAUAAACUUACAAGAAAUGCUCGAUACUCGCCUGCAACAGUCACAAGCUAGAGAAACAGGAAUUUGUCCAAUAAGAGCUGAAUUAUAUAGUCAAUGCUUUGAUGAAAUUAUACGACAAGUCACCAUAAAUUGUACUGAACGUGGAUUAUUGUUGCUUCGUGUCAGAGAUGAAAUUAAUAUGCGUGAUGAGGCUUAUGAAACUUUAUAUUGCAGUUCUGUGGCUUUUGGUAUGAGAAAAGCAUUACAAGCACAAGAAGGUAAGGAAUUGUUGCAAGAAAGGAUUCGACAGUUGGAAGAGGAAAAGGCACUUUUGGAAGCAGCUAUAUCGGACAUGAAAGUUAAAGCGGACCAGAAUGAGAGACGAAAUGCUGAAUUGAGAGAAUCAGAAGAAAAGAAACAUUCUGAAGAGAUUGCAUUUCUUAAGAAGACAAAUUCACAACUCAAAUCACAAUUAGAGAAUAUCAUCAAGAAGUAGUUUAGCAAAAUUAUGUCUGCACGCUGUAAUUAAUAAAAGGUUUUGUAAUGUCAACGGUUUUUUAAAAUUCAAAUUCUAG